Molecule: messenger RNA, 2934 nt
Organism: Blastomyces gilchristii SLH14081
Lineage: Eukaryota; Fungi; Ascomycota; Eurotiomycetes; Onygenales; Ajellomycetaceae
Exons: 3
Coding region: 299-1234 (311 amino acids)
Source: RefSeq, a predicted model, not a curated record
UAUAGCUCAAGUUUAUAUAUUUUACAUACACACAACUCUCAUUCUCUUUUCCCAUCCUUUAUUAUACUUAUCCCCGUCGUAUACAAGCAUCCAUUCCUACCUAAUACCUAUUCCGCUACUCUCAUGCUUGGCUCCCGCAGCACAUAACCCACCUAAAUAGCUCCGCCCUAAAUAGUAUCACAAAUUAUGAACUAACAAUGCAUCCCACAAUGAACAACACUCACUUUAAACAUAACCUAUUCACUGCAUACAAAUCUGCCGUUAAACACCGCGGAUAUAAAAAAUAAUAAAUAAAUAAAUGACAAUGUCCUCUUCCCGCCACCACCCCACGCGCCAUCCGCAUCAAUCUCGCAUCCCCUCCGCAUCUGCAUCCAGCACAACCGCCCCCGCCGCCGCAGCAACCACAACAUCCCGCCGCUCAGUCUCUACCUCCUCCGCCGCUACAGCCACAACUACAGCAAGAGUUCCCGCCGCCCCUACACGCUCCAACACUCACACCGCCAUUACUGCUACCAGCAGCGGCAGCAGAACCAACGCCGCGCCCACAACAAUGCCAUCCGUCCGGCGCAACCUCUUCCACCAUCACCACCUAAGCCGUCGCCCCGCCUCAUCUGCUUCCACCGCAACACAUAGCUCCGCAUCGACUGUACAUCCCUCCAGUGCCAAUGCCAAUGUCGGUACAAAUACCAGUACCAACCCCCCCACAGCACCCGGCGCAGGUGCUCCGAACGCCCUCAACCCGGUCCCGACGAUUUCCCUCUCGGUCCCACACGGACAUGGGCAUGGACAUGGGUACGGAUAUGGGAAUACGCAUGCACAACAAAUACCCCAUUCCUCCUCGUCCUCCUCGUUAGAUAACGGCGAGAUCGUAGCCCGCGAUAAGAACGGCGGGUACAAGGUUGAUGUGCCAGUGUUGCCGGUAGGGAUGUGGGAGGAUGAAUGCGAGGAAGGGGGAGGUGGGAUGGAUGUGGAGAUUGGGGGUGGGGGAGGAGGCGGUAAUGGGAUUGGUGUGGGAGGUGUGGGAGGUGUGGGCGGGACGGGGGAUAUUGGGGGUAGGGAGAAGGAGAAAAUUGAGGCGAGUAUUGUGGAGAUGAUGUGUCGGAAUCGCAGUAGACAGCUGCACAGUGAGCCUCCAGAAAUCUUCCUCCUUAUACAGCAGAGCCUACGGAAUAAGGCCGCCUCGCUGGACGAGGACGCUUGGAUGUACGAGGUCGAAGAUGAAAUUCGUGUCUAGGUCAUUCAUUACAUAAAUUUGUGAACUAUACGCGAGCCAUGGGCUAUUCCCUGUGGUAGCUUUAUACCAUGAAUUUCCCGACGAGCAAACGUGCUACAACCCCCUCUUAAUCAAGAUCCAUCGACGGCGGCGCCUCCACUCUCCCUGCGGUCUUCUGCUGUCGAGCAGGUUUUGCGCCGGCUCUACCACCAGCGCCUCCACCUCCAAACAUCAUCCCCAUCAUAUCCAUAAGCGGAUUAGACUGCUUCGGAAUCUUAAUUCCAAAGUAUAACUCGCCAAUAUAUGCCAACGCCCUCUCCCAUCCGUCCACUUCCCGUAUAUGCAUCCCAUACUGCCUGGUCAACUGCCUGAAUAAAUCCGCCGUGCCGCGCUGGAUCGCUAGCAGUAGUAGACUUGUGAAAUUCAAAAGGGGCAGGGAAGGGUAGACGCGCACGUCUGCGCUCUGGCUGCUGACUUGUUGGAUGUUUAGGGCUUGGCUGGUUCCUGAGGACGAGAGGCGGCUGGUGAAGAUUAGGAAGGCUUUGUUGGCGUCGCGUAGGUUACCCGUGAGGAGGUAGGGGAAGACAGCGCGGGAGGCGUAGAUGCCUGCGGUGUGGGGCUCGUCGUGUGUGUACCAGUCAUACUCGAGGCGGGCGAGGACCUCAGCGGAGUCUGCAGUGCCAAUGGCUAGGUGUCGCUCAGCGUCGUAGGGCUCGUUUUCUGGAGGGGAUAGCAAUGGGUCAGCAAAUUCGAAUAAGCCAUAUAAAGAAAGCCACUUUCAUAGCUUGGAAAGAAUAACGAAUGGUUAUUUCCCAGGCAUAUCCUAUGUCUACCAAAGGGAGGGGAGGUCGGUCCAGUUAAAUAUAGAACUCACCCUGCGCAAACAACGACCCAAUUUCAUGAUGUAUCUCUGGAUCCCCUCUCUCCAACUCUCCAAACCGCGCGCUCCACGCAACCAGCUCAUUCAUAUAUCUCUUUCUCGUAGGCUCCUCCGGCGGGAAGUCGCGCAGCAGCUCAAUCAGCCGCUCUAUCAUUUGAAGUUUAAACCCGUCAGUAAAUUAAAAACCACAUAUCCACACGUGCGUACACCCUUCUACAGCCCUGCUCAAUAAACUCAAGGAUCAAAAAGUAAAGCGAAAGGGCACAUACUCUUCCUCCCCCUCCCCACUUCAUCCCGGCCCACUUCCCACUCCGCCUUAUUAUACACAUCGAUAAUCAACAUAAUCGCCAAAUCACCGCCUGACGCAGAUGCGCCAGGGGCCCUCAGGAGAGCCUUUGCACCUCCUGCUAGGAUAUCGGCGGCGGCAUCGUAGUUCUGCUGCUUGAGGUAGCGGGCAGCAAUGACGCGGAGUUGUUGGUGGGAUUCGUAGUAGGCGCCUGCGGCGAUUCUGGAGGUAGUUUAGGAUGUGGUUAGAUUUGGUUUUGUUUUUCUUUAUUUCCUUUUAUUUUGUAAGGGGCCUAGUAGUUAUUUACUUCUCUUGCUGUCGGGCUAUGGUCUUUUCGAUUCGGGACGUCAUGGUCGUUUCGGUGAGGGUGGGAUAGCGUGUGUGGAUGGAGGGGUUUCGAGGGAUGUCGAUAUGUGUGGUGUAUGAAUUUAGACAGGUCUGAGAGUGUGGAACGAAAACAGCACUACAGUAGAGCAUCCAUCAUCAGAGAGAAGAGGGCUGGUUCAGGUGUUGGUUGAGCAUAUUUUAAAUAUAUAUGUAUAUUGAAUAGCUAGC